Molecule: messenger RNA, 892 nt
Organism: Thamnophis sirtalis
Lineage: Eukaryota; Metazoa; Chordata; Lepidosauria; Squamata; Natricidae
Source: RefSeq, a predicted model, not a curated record
AGCACAACCACCGGCCGAGCCAGCGCUGGUGGGGUGCCUGGCGCUGCCAUCUCCAGCCGCUUCUUCUGUUCCUGGCUUGCCGGGCGCGAUCGCGUGGGCGCCGAGCUCCUCUUCGCGCCCAGAUCGAGGGGGCGCGGACCUUUUCUUUCAAGGAAGGGGCGUCGUUGGUUUUCCUCUUCUUUUCCUCCCCGCUUCCUUUUUGCUUUGCUGCCCGCCCGUUCUCCCUUUCCCCCUUUCCCUCCCCUUCCUUUCCUCCCCGACUUUGAAUUUUGGGGUCCGACGCGAGGCAAGCGCUUUGGAGGUCGCAAGGAGGAUGGUGAUAAAGAUGAUGAGGGGGAAGAGAUGGAGAUGAAGCAGACUAUGCAGAUGCGGGGACUCCUGUUGCUGUUGCCGGCACUAUGGGCUCUGUUUUCGCGGGACUUCAGGGCUGUAACAGAAGCAAAAGGGGUUGGAAUGCCAAUCAAACUGACCGUGUCCCAGGGGCAGCCAGUGAAGCUCAACUGCAGCCUGGAGGGAAUGGAAGAACCAGAGAUGCUGUGGAUCAAAGAUGGAGCUGUGGUGCAGGGUAUAGACCAGGUGUACAUUCCAGUAAAUGAAGAACACUGGAUAGGCUUCCUCAGCUUGAAGUCUGUUGAUCGGACAGAUUCUGGAAAAUAUUGGUGCCAAGUGGAGACCAAUGGGAAGAAAGAGGAAUCACAGCACGUAUGGCUUAUUGUGGAAGGUGUUCCCUAUUUCACUGUUGAGCCAAAAGACCAGUCAGUCAUCCCUGGUAGGCCUUUCCAAAUGGCCUGUGCUGCAGUAGGACCACCUGAGCCAGUGACAAUUGUCUGGUGGAUGGGCGAUUCCAGGCUUGGACAUCCAGAUAUCUCUCCCUCCACUCUAAAUGUGUCAG